AUGAGGAGUCCGCGGGAGCUAGCGGACCGAUCGAAGUACUGUCGCUUCCACCGGCAGCAUGGGCAUGACACUGAGCAGUGUCGGGAGUUGAAAAGGCAGAUCGAGGAUCUCAUUCGUAGAGGACAUCUCGGCCAGUACCUUCAGCCGGACAAGGAACUUUCUCCGCGCCCGGAAGGUCCCAUCGAACGAUACAUCGAUGUGAUAGCUAGCGGCCCCGCAUCUGGCGGGGAUUCCAUGACCAGAAGAAAGGCAUACGCCCGAGCCGCCCUGGCCGAAGCUCCUAAGCAUGGACCCGAGCCCAAGGUUACUUUCCCGGUCGGAGCAUCUGACCAAUCCGAGCACGACGAUGCGCUCGUGAUAUCGGCCAGGAUCGCCAAUGCGCAAGUAAGAAGGAUCAUGGUCGAUACCAGGAGCUCGGUCGACAUACUCUACUUCAACGCCUUCCAAAAGCUCGGCUUGUCCGGAGACAACAUGAAGCCGAUAUUCUCGGCACUCACUGGAUUCACCGGUGAUUCGAUCUCACCACUGGGGGCAAUCACUUUGCCCUUGACUUUGGGAGCCCCACCAAGGUCGAAGACAGUAAUGACUACCUUCUUAGUGAUCGACCUCCCCGCUGCAUUCAACGCCAUUCUCGGCCGGCCGACCCUCAACAAAGUUAGAGCCGUCGUCUCAACUUACUACCAAACCGUGAAGUUCCCGACCCACGCCGGAACUGGAGAGGUCACGGGAAGCCCCCGAGAAUCCAGGCGCUGCUACCUGACCGCCGUUUCGUUACACCAGAAAGCUAGGGUCGAGCCACCAUUGGCGGACCCCCGGGAGGCGAAGAAGCCAGCCCCCCAUCCUGAGCCGAGAGGGUCCACCAUCGACUUGCCACUACUAGAGGGUCAGCCAGACCAGACGGUCAAGAUCGGAUCGGAGCUACCCGAGCAAAAACGAAGGUAG
Molecule: messenger RNA, 942 nt
Organism: Musa acuminata AAA Group (dessert banana)
Lineage: Eukaryota; Viridiplantae; Streptophyta; Magnoliopsida; Zingiberales; Musaceae
Exons: 1
Coding region: 1-942 (313 amino acids)
Source: RefSeq, a predicted model, not a curated record